AUGACGACGAACGCCGUACGUGACGAUUCAGACAGAACGCCUCCACUGUUGGGCCUCGUUCCGAGCGAUCACGGCGCGCCCAAGGACGGCGUUAGCGGCGUGAAUCUUGAGCGUAACAGGCGGAGUAUAGCCGCGUGGCACCAAACGAGGCUCAACAACAUUAUCCUUGAGGAAAUACGGAAGGCAUGUGUUUCGCGUGAUGAUCACCGACUGAUGCUAAAACAACUCAUCUCCACUGCGUACCACAAGGAUCCACAGCGCAAGGCCAACAUUGACAAGUGGAAGGGCAUUAUGCUGGCCGUUGAAAAGGAGUAUGUUGGCGCCAACGCACUUUUUAGUAUCUCCCCCGACCCGUACCAGCGGGUGCUGGCGAAACUCUCAUCGAUGAUGAUAUGGGACGGGGAUGUGCGUCACUGGGAAUACGGCUACUGCACCGAGGAGAUUGCACGACGCCACUCACGACAGAUAGAAGUACUGACACAAAUACAGCGGGCGGGGAAACAUUUUCUGAAUGUGUGA
This is a messenger RNA of Trypanosoma cruzi, 519 nucleotides long. RefSeq lists its product as uncharacterized. The transcript has a single exon. The record is from RefSeq and is a predicted model, not a curated record. Bases 1 to 519 code for a protein of 172 amino acids. NCBI's taxonomy places the organism in Eukaryota, Euglenozoa, Kinetoplastea, Trypanosomatida, Trypanosomatidae.